AUGUCAGAAGAUUACAGUGUCGGCAAGAGCCGUUGGUCUCAGGGCGAUGAUGGCGAUGAGUCACUGGAAAUCCGCAUUCCCAUCGUGUUGCCGCAGUCCGCGCGGGCGAAGGAGUUGACGGUGGAAGUGAAGGACCUCGCUAUUUUAUGUGUGCGCCAUCGUGAGACGGUCAUUCUGCAAUGGCGCCUGUACGAGCCUGUGGCGAGGGAGGUGGAGUGGCGGGUGGAGGACGAGGGAUCGCUGCUCGUGUUGGACUUGGCGAAGAAGAGCCCGAGUGUGUGGCCGUGUUUGUUGGAUUUGCCCAUGCAGCAGAAUGAUGAACUGUUCCUCUCACACGCCGAGCUGGAUGUGCUCUUCCGUGAGCAUCUCCCUUCUAUGCCAGAAUCUACCAAGGAGGAUCAGAGUAAUACUAAUGAUGCUAAUACGCAGCAGACAAAAGAAGGUGCGGAUCUUGAUAAUGAAGAAGAUCUGGAUAAGUUAUUGGAAGAGGCAGCUGAAGAAGUGGUUGGAACUCCAUCAAAGAGGAAUGAUAAUGAAUUUAUUCAAGCAGAGUUGGAAAACUACAAGGCAGAAGAGACAGAAAUUCAGAAAAAAUUACUUGAGACACAGACUGCAUUGGAAUCUAAUGUUGAUGGAGAAGGAGCAAAGGAGGCUCAAAAACAGAAGGAAAUUCUAGAAGAAAUAUUACGAUUACAUAACCUUAUUCGUGAAAAACGUACACUUCCUUCUACUCUUGAUGGUUUUCUUGAAAUUACUCAGUUGGAAAUUCGUAAAGCUCGUGCUUGUGUAAGUGAAUUGGAAGAUGAGAAGGAGACCUUUGCUUCUGAGGAGGAACGUGCUAUGGAAGCACAUGAACUUAUGGCAAAAGGAUUAAAACAUUUUGGAGAACAAGAUAUUCAAUCUGCAUUACAUUUUCUUCGUCUUGCAGCUAUUCACCACAAUCAUGAACAAAGUACUCUUAUUCUUUAUAACAUUUACACUGAACUUGGUUCACCACGAGGAGCUUUUUUGCUUCUGAAACUUGCUCUUAAAGGGGAUAGUAUCAGUGCCGCUGCUAAUUUAAAGGUUGGUGAACAAUUUGAUACUGGUGCUCGUCAUUUUCUUCCUUUAUUUCCAGCAGCAAUGUACUUUUAUCAACGAGCUGCACAAGCUGGAAAUGUUCAUGCCAUGUUAGCCAUAGCGCAACUUUACCUUCGUGGUUCUACCUCUUCAACUAUGUUAACUACUGAACAGAUGGAAGGAUUAAAAAGUGUUGAAAAGUAUCAUUCUUGGAUUGAACGAGCUAUUGAUCGAGGAUGUGGAUCUGCUUACUUUGUAAAGGGUUGUAUGUAUCUUGAGGGUGAACAUGGUUGCCGCAAGUCGUAUCAAAUCGCAAAGGAUUACUUGGAAAAGGCUACAUCAUCGCAACCAGGAAUUAAAAGACGUGCCGCACAUGUAUAUGUACUACUAGAGAGACUGCGACAAGAGGAAGAAGGGGUAUCAGAGCCAAAGAUUGUCGCUUCACCCUUAACCCUUGCAAAAGCUAAACAAGCCAAUACUUAUAACGAUAAUGUUGAUACCAAGGAUGAUGAUGGAAAUGGUGCCGUACAGGUAAGUGCUUCAAUGGAUCGAUUAAGUAAGAUAAGUAGCAAGGGUGUUGCUCCUGAUGCUGGUGUUAUGCGUUCUAAAAAGAUGGCGAAUCACUCUUCCAAUACCAGAGUAUUCUGGGAGAAGGCAGUCACUACUGGCGUGUCUCUUUACAGUCUUUACACCAUUACUUUUCCCCUACGCGUUAUGCUUCUUCCAUACUUCUACACUUUUAUUGGACCUAUUGUGGAGCGCAUUCCUUGGCUGAGUGCCGCUCCUCCACCCAUGCAGUUUUAA
Trypanosoma theileri is the source of this 1863-nucleotide messenger RNA. RefSeq lists its product as uncharacterized. The transcript has a single exon. NCBI's taxonomy places the organism in Eukaryota, Euglenozoa, Kinetoplastea, Trypanosomatida, Trypanosomatidae. Gene Ontology annotation, molecular function: protein binding. Bases 1 to 1863 code for a protein of 620 amino acids. The record is from RefSeq and is a predicted model, not a curated record.